Molecule: messenger RNA, 5630 nt
Organism: Vigna unguiculata (cowpea)
Lineage: Eukaryota; Viridiplantae; Streptophyta; Magnoliopsida; Fabales; Fabaceae
Biological process (GO): regulation of DNA-templated transcription
Cellular component (GO): nucleus
Source: RefSeq, a predicted model, not a curated record
AUAACAACUCUUUAAAAGAAGAAACAAGGAAAUUUAAAGCUAUUAACAGAGCAACAUCUCUGCAAUGUCCGAUGAAACCACUGUCUCCUCCGGUCACCACCGGUUUUUUAUUCUUCACCAUUCAACUCGCUCUCCACUCAGCGCUGAACUCGGUCACUGCUUGUUCACCUGGAGUUCGUAUAUUGUGGCGAAUGGUGGUGGCAAUCGGUUCAGCUUGGUUCCUAUGGUAUUUGUUUUCUCUCAUUGGAAACCAGAUUUUUGUUCCUCUUUUCUCUACAUGUAACUGGAUCAUCAGACCAUACCCUAGGAUGAGUUUGGAAGAAGUAAUUUACUUUUAGGGUUUAUAUUAACUCAGUCAAGUUCAUAAGAUCAUGGUUGUCUUUCUCAACUCAGAAUAGUUCAUAAAAUUUGUAAGAAAUUGUAGUAUUUUUCCCUACAUCUUGAACAUGCUUGCACAUAAGUGUUAUAGUUUAAUAAUAAUAGUAGUAGUAAUAAUUGAAGGUCUAUUGGUCUAACUUAAUAGCUGUUAUUUGUAACUUAUGAAAAUAGUUUACAAUUUAAAUGAGCUAAAUUUGAAUCUGUAAAAACAACUUAUACAAGGGUGUUUUCAUUUCUGGUACAAAUAUUAUUUUUUUGGCAAUGAGAGUGUUUGCAUUUGUGUAAAUGUUUGAAACCAUUUAUAAGUAGGUUAAUAAACUAUUUUCUGUUUAUCUCCUGGUAAUAAAUCAUGAAAACAACUUACACUUAAACUUACAUCCCAAGUGCAACACUAUUUUUAAUUUAUUUUCAAUAAUAGAAACAGCUUAUGCGCCAAUACUUGCAUCAUAAACACUUAUAAGCACUUUGGUGGUGUUUGAAUAAAUUUCACUCUUAAAUAUUUAUAAUGGGAAAAAGCUGUUAAAAUGAAUUGAGUUUCUUCAAUAAAGUCUACUUGUCUACUUGUAAAUUUCACUUCUUGACAAAGUUAAAUCAAAAGACUUCUGUAAAAGAUAACCGCACUAGUUACAGGAGAAAUGUUUGGAAGUCCCACAUUGCAUACAUCAAGUCUUUGAGUGCAACUUAUAUCCAUGUGGGGCAGCUUCUUUGAUUAAUACCUAUUUGUUUUAAGAUGGAAUAUUACUUACCCUAUAGUAGGAUUGCCCAGUUUACCAGACACAUUCCUCUGUGGCAUGUAUGGUGAAGUCCCAUAUUGUCUGUCUACCUUUGAUAGUCCUCCUUAAAACAUAGGUUUCAAAACCAGCUAAAUAUUGUGGUUCAAAGAAAACAGUAGUUUAAAAGAAAAGAAUUCACGCUUACCUUUGAUAGUCCUCCUUAAGACAUAGUUUCAAAAACCAGCUAAAUAUUGUGGUUGAAAGUCUGAUUCAAAGGAAGCAGUAGUUUAAAGGAAUUCACACAUUUAAGGGAAGCCAAUGGAAUACCUGAUGUGUUGUCUAAAUGUGGUUUGAAUAUGAAAAUUUCUUUCAAUUUUUUUACCAGAUCUUCUUUGGUUAGCUUUAUCAGCAAAUACUGUUGGCAUUAGUUUAUUUUGAGGUAGCUAGUAUAGUUCUGGGACAUUGAAGUCUAGUUUUCCACAGAAAAAAAAAAAAAAAAACAACAUACACUUGGCAAAAAUGCCAAAUUUGAGAAGUUUCUUUCAGUUCUUGUUACCACAAAUAAUUAUGAAAGUACUGUGUAUUUUUACUUCCUUUCCUUUUUUUCUCAGAACAAACAGCCUUAAUAUUUACCUUCAUAGAAAAGAUUAUGGCUCCAGUAAGUACUUUGAAAGUUACCAUGCACUUUUUCUAGUAAACUUCACUUGUUAUUUUAACAAUAGCAGAGGAUCAAGAUCAUUAGUUUUUUCUGAGAGUACAUGUAAUGGUAUUGGGUUAUUCGACAAUUUUGGAUUUCAAUACUGUUUAUAUUAGUAUUUUGUGAAGUAUUUAAGAAAAGAAAUAUUGAACUAUAAGUGAAUAGAUUUAUUGUAAAUGUGAUUUCUCCCAAUCUGUCUCGGCACAAAUGAAAUUUGGUGGUGCAUUGGUGAUUGUUUGUAACAUGUCCCUACUCUUUGAGGGAACUAUUAUAUAUUGUUGCAAGUUUUGGUCUAUAUCCCUCGUCUCAGUUCGUAAAUUCACCGCUUUACAUGAUUGUCCUUGGCCUCACUACAUACAAUUUUGUAACUGGUUGAUGGGUUAUUAUUCUCAGAAUAUUGUUAAUGGUUGCAGGAUUUAUUUGGUGUGGUUGGUUAGGUAUUGGAAUCUCACCUCAAUUUUUUAUUAUUCAUUGACUUUAUGUAAUACAUUAAGCGCUGAUGUUUUUGUUCCGUACAGCUGCAGUUUUUUGGCUGUAAGGUUUAAUCUUCUCCAUGGAUCUGAAUGGCGAGUUAUGUUAAUAUAUGACUUCCCUUUUGCAAUUAUUGGAAUACCACUCAAGGUGCAAAGUAAACAAAAUUUACUAGAUAGACAAUCAUCAUGACAAAAUUGGGCAUCAUAGUCAUGUUUGGGCCCUUUCUAAUGUUAAUAUUAUUGCUAAAAAAUAGGUCAACACUAGAAGGGGUGGGUUGACAGUAGACAGUCUGAUGUAUGGACUUUAUGCUUUUAAAAGACUUUUGAUAAAAUGAUUUCCACAAAACUAAAGUGUAAAGAUUUAUCGACAUAUAUACAGUUUACAAGUAUAAUAGAAGAGCGGCGAAAUCUCGUUUCAUCACUUUUGAUUUAUAUGUGGACAUAAUGUCACUGUUGACAAACCCUCCUUAUCUCUCCUUGAGACUAAGAAGACCAAGUAUUAUAUGACACUAAGCUGCUUUUGGCUUUCUUUGACACCAGGUAUUGGUUAUAAGAAUUGUGUAUUUGUUGUUUAGAUGUUGUUCUUAUUUUUUAGGCUUCAAGAAUGUGUUCAUGGUAAGACAUUUGAUAAUGGGUACUGAAACAAAUCUUUGAUUGUUACUCCAAAUAGCUUUUAUUCUUUCAUGUUAGACUGCUUAUGUGUAUCUCUGGUUUGUUGAUAUGUGCUGGACACAUCAAAAAGGAAAUUAAAUGUACGCGUCUUAGGGAUAAAUUGUAAUACUUUUCUUUUUGUGUUAUAUUAUUGUCGUUUACAAUUUUAAAUUGAAGCAAGUAAAAAUAUUCAUCUUUUUUUAAUAAGAUCUUACCAGAAAGUAAAUCCUUUCCGAAAACGGACUGUUGGAUGCUGGAUAAUACUUAUUGAUAUAAACAAAUUAUAUACGCUAGAUGACAAUGCUGUUUUUGUCUUAUAGAAGGUUAGAUAAUAUAAAUUCAUUAAGCUUUUUAAUUGAUUUAGCUAGUUCCAAAGUAUAUGUUCAAACAAGAGGAUAUGUGGUUUAACUCUGUUGUUACUUCAAAACUUAAUCUUGAAUGUUAUUAUCAAAACGUAGUGUAAAUGUCAUCUAGUAUGUUUAAACAGUGUGAGACUAGACUAUUUGAGUCUUAACAGGUGUUUCAUGUUUCUCUUUGUGCAUUGAUGUUUAAUUGAAUGGUCCUGUGGGUCAAGUACUCUUUGUAUUGUUAAUAUUCUGUCAUUGUGCCAUGUUUUCUGCAGUAUGCAAAACUCAUGCCAGCAUGCGUCAUUUAUUCAAAUGCUCAAAGCUUGAGGUAAACAUGUGCAACUCCAAUUCUUAAACAGUGUCCAUGGAUCAUGCCAAAAUUGUCAAUGACAUAUGGUUGUACAUCUACCAGGUGAAGAGUGAUUUUACCAGAUAUUGGUAUGGAGGUGAGAAGCAUUUGGAUGAGACAUGGAUACAAACAUUCUUAUAUGACCAUAGAGACGGGAGGACCCUCCCAAUAUUGCAAACCAGCCGUCUUGCCUUUGCUGCUCCCCUCAACUCACACCAUUCAAAGAGAUAAUUCCUUUCUCCUACUCCAAAUGGACGUGAGAUUUUCUUCCGCUCAGACUAAGAACUCCCAGGAGAAUGUUGUGGCCAGUCCUCCAAUUCAAAUUGGGGGAAAAUCUUGUCAUCAGUGCCGGCAAAAGAAGGAAAACUUUCUUGCAAUCUGCAAGAAUUUAAAAAAAGGGAAGAAUUGCCCUGUUAAGUUCUGCCACAAGUGCCUCUCGGCUAGGUACGGGGAGAAUGCUGAAGAGGUCGCAGCGUUGGCUGAUUGGAUAUGUCCAAAGUGUCGAGGUGUUUGCAACUGCAGUCUUUGCCAAAAGCGACGAGGUGAAGUGCCUACUGGUCAAAUGUAUCGCAGUGCCAAAGAAUCUGGCUUUAAGUCAGUUGCAGAGAUGUUAGCGUUUAAGAAGGCUUCAAAGGCAUUAAAUCCAUCAAGCGAUGGUAGUCUGAAAGAGGAGCGUGAAGUAUUUUUUUCGGGGGAACUUGGAAAGGCAAGUUGCUCAGAUGCAAAUGAUCUCACUGACGUUUGCAACAGAGAUCAUGGUGGUGAUAAUGUUGGUACCAUCCUUCAAAGGUUCCCAAAUGUUGGUAUGAACCUAGAAUGCAAAAUAAUUGAAGAGGAGGUUCUUUUACCACGUGGCAUCGAGUUAAAAGAAAUAUAUGGCAUGGAGUUACAACCGAAAGAUGUUGGGAAUGCAUUGCAGUUUCUGGAAUUUUGUAGAGUGUUUGGAAAGGCUCUUGAUCUCAAGGAAGAAGAAGCUAAAGCCAUUUUUGAAGAAUUGAUAAGUGAAGAAAGUAUGGAUGAACAUAACUCUUCACUGAUUCAAUUUCACAUUAAACUUUUGGCAUUGAUCCUAAGUGAUUCGGAAAAAGAGUCUCAGUCCUUACUUACGAAGAGUGAAACUAAUUCAUGGAUAAAACAUUUGGAGGGUUUAAUGAUGCAAUCGCAUCAUAUUCUAAAUGAUUUUCCUGUGAAUUGGUUUCAAGAGGGCAUAAGUGGAUAUUUUAAGUUGGAUUUGUCUAAAAAGUUUAGACUAAUGACUUUUCUCUGUGACGAAGUCUUGAACACAGAGAAACUGAGAAGAUAUAUUCAAGACGAAAAUACGAAACAAACAAAAAGAGUAAAAGAAGCGAAACUUAAGAUUGCUGCAGCUAAAGAAAAGGUAAAGUGUCUUAGGCAGAGGUUGCGUAAUGAGAAGGCCAAAGUGUCCCCAUGUCCGAUGGAGGAGUGUGAUGCUCUUAUAGACAUAAGAACCCAAGUUGAUGAAGCACACACUGAUAUGCUCAGCUUAAAGAGCACAAAUCAAAAAGAAAGUGGAAGUGAUGCCACGAGAAUUAAUCCAGAGUUCGUGGACAACAAUGGGAUGACCUUUUGGAACUUACGAAGUUACAAUGAGGAGUCUGUUGUUUUGCGGCAAGAUCUAAAAGUACAAGAUGAAGCUGUUACAUCACCUGAAGAAAGCUGGUUCGUUUAUAGUCCUAAGGAGAAGGAUGAGGUUGAUAAAUAUAUUUCUUCAAGGGCUAAAAGACGUAAGAACUCUCAAAUAAUAGCAUGACGCUGGCCAAAACACUGCAUCAUGAUUUUGAUGAUGGCCGUUCCUCAUUUGUUUUUGAAUACAAGUCAUUGUAUAAAUUUUUUGUAUUUUAUUUUAGUGGAAUACGAAAUGAAAUUAUUUUUUUAAUUUAAUUACUAUUAUGGUUGUAUUUAUUUAUUUAUUUAACUAGUUAGAUGUAGUUAGAUGUACAGUGAUAUAUCCAUUGAAAAGUGAUGUAUGUAUUCUGAAUAUUUCUAAUAGUUACGAUUUGA